AUGUCCUCAAAUGUUGUUGUAUUGCUUGGUGGGGGUAAAAAACAACAAGUGAAGACGACCCCGAUGAUGCCUUUAAAACAGAUCGUUAAAACUGUAUGUGAGAAACAAGGCUAUGAUACGAAUAUUUACGGGCUAAAGCUCGACAAAAAUGUCCUCGAUCUUUCACUUACUGUUCGAUAUGCAAAUCUUGCUCCUGGCGCAAAAUUAGAAUUAGUUCGAGUUGGCGCGUCAAAAGUUUUGAGCGAAAUUACUAUUGCACUUCAAAUGGAAGAUGGCUCUCGAACAAUUCACAAGUUUCCUGUUACUAUGUCACUAUGGGAAAUACUGAUCUAUUUUGAGAGUAACUCUCAAGACGGAUCUUUGAAUCUCACUAAACGAGUUGCUCCUGCGCCUGCUCCGUCAACAUCAAACAAAAAGGGGGUCUUUAAGAAAUUUUCCAAAAAAAAUAACACUGAUGUUCCCCUUCCCCUCUUUUAUCAACAACCAGUUUGCUUGCUAUUAAAUCAAGAGUACGCGACAAAUGCAGUACUUCAAUCAACUACGCUUCAAUCUGCCGGAAUAACUACAGGGAAUGCUGUAUUGCGCGUCGCGUUUAGACAUACCAAUCUAAGUCUAGAAGAAGCAUUGACAGCUACUGAAACAGUGAAAACACAGGAAAUAUUACCUACUUCUGCUGCUGCUACCGCUGUUAAUACUACCACUUCUGACACCAUCCCUACUGAUACUACCACUACUACCACUUCUGACAAUGUCACUGCUGAUACUACCAUUACUAACUCCACCAUUACUGAAACAUCAAUACCUUCAGCAUCCGAAGAAGCAUCAAAACUUACAAAUACGAAUCUUGGGAAGGAAGUAAUUGCAAAAGUUUCGGAUCCAGAUGAACCUAUGGAAUUGGAUAAUCCGCAAAUAGCGGAACCUCAAACAUUGGCAGAUACCGAAACAACAAUUGCUACCACUGAUAUUGCUGAAAAUAUUACUGUUGAUAAUAUUACUGCUAAUACUACCAUUGCUGACACAUCAAUACCUUCAGAAUCUGAGGAAAUAUCGAAACUUACAAAUACGAGUUUUAGGAAGGAAGUAAUGGCAGAUAAUAAAGCUUCGGACCCAGAUCAGCCUAUGGAAUUGGAUAACCCACCAAUACCGGAAUCUCAAGAAUUGGCAGUUACUGAAACACAAGAAAUAUUAUCUGAUACAAAUGAUACAUCUGCUGCUGCUACCGCUGUUAAUGCUACUACUGCUAAUGCCACCGCUGCUGAUCCUACCACUACGAAUGCUACCAUUACUGAUACCACCACUGCUAACGCUACCAUUGCUGACACAUCGAUACCUUCAGAAUCUGGAGAAGCAUCGAAACUUAUAGAUCCGAGUCUGGGGAAGGAAGUAAUGACAGAUGUUAGAGUUUCGGGCUCAGAUGAAUCUAUGACAUUGGAUAACUCAUCAUUAUCGGAACCUCAAGCAUCUACAACAGAGUCAUUAAAAGUGGCGCCAAUUGCUUUCAAUAGAGAUAUCAAAGUAUUAAAUGCACCACAUAGUGAAGUACCAGCAACACAAAUUGAUCUACCGGAUUCCUUUUACGAAUUAACUCCAGCUGAGUUACAACAUCUCUUGGCACUCCAAAAAUCUAAGCGUCGUGCAGAAGAAAACACUGGAUUUAAGACGAAAGCUAUCCGAGAACAAGAAGAGAAAGCCAAAGAAAAAAAAUACCCAAAGUUUGUAAGGGAAUCUUUACGAACUCCCGAGCGCCCGUUUUAUUUAUAUACAAGCCCGCCGAAAAAUGUGCUUUCAGAUCAAGAGAUAAGUUUAUAUAAUGCGGAAUUAUCUCCUGCUUCAGUAGUGCACUUUAGCUGGACAGAAAAAUUCCAUAGUCUUGAACUCGAUGGACCUCCGUAUUUGAUUGACAAUUUGUUGGCAUUAGCUGAAGAUCUCACAACUAACGACACUGUCGGAACAAUUUCUAUAGCGGAAACGGAAGGAUCGUCGUCGGAAAAACACGUUAAGUAUAGUGGUGAUGAUCACCCUUCUGAUCCUUCCAAUCGGGAAAAAUACGUGACUAGAAAAAAAAAUCCAGAUCCUGAUGAAAGCGGCAGUAGAUCAUCGUCGGCCUCAAACACAAAGAUGCCAAAAUGGCUCCAGUUAGGCAAAAAGAAUAAAGGUAAUAAAUAA
Molecule: messenger RNA, 2166 nt
Organism: Ambispora leptoticha
Lineage: Eukaryota; Fungi; Glomeromycota; Glomeromycetes; Archaeosporales; Ambisporaceae
Source: the annotation of a GenBank genome assembly